Messenger RNA from Capsicum annuum, 2371 nucleotides. RefSeq names its product L-type lectin-domain containing receptor kinase S.4. The record is from RefSeq and is a predicted model, not a curated record. Gene Ontology annotation, cellular component: plasma membrane. The transcript has a single exon. Gene Ontology annotation, biological process: protein phosphorylation. NCBI's taxonomy places the organism in Eukaryota, Viridiplantae, Streptophyta, Magnoliopsida, Solanales, Solanaceae. Bases 170 to 2233 code for a protein of 687 amino acids. Gene Ontology annotation, molecular function: ATP binding; carbohydrate binding; protein kinase activity.
CCAGUUUAGACCAAACACAAUGCUUAUGCAACAAUAAAUAUCACCCUUUUUUUUUUCUAACUUUCCUGUCAACUCCAUGUGCCCAUUACAUAACAAAAAUGAAAAUCUCACUGCCCAUAACAAAAUCUUGAAAUCUGAUCUGAAAAUCUUGUAGCAAUUCUUAUACAAAAUGUUCAAUUUUUUCACAUUUUUCUGCCUUAUUGUUUCCUUGUCAAUUCUUGCUUCAUGUGAGCUUGAUGAAUUCAUCUAUACAAGAUUCAAUGAACCAAACAACAGCCUAACAUUGAGUGGAGUAGCAAAAAUAGGCCAAAAUGGCUAUAUUCAGCUAACUAAUGACACAAGUAGACUAAUGGGACAUGCUUUUUAUUCUUCACCUUUCCAUUUCAAGAACUCAAGUGAUUCCACUGCUUUCUCUUUCUCAACGUGUUUCGCGUUGGCCAUAGUCCCCGAGUAUCCAAAACUCGGGGGCCAUGGCCUAGCGUUCACGAUUUCUCCUUCUAAAGACUUUAGUACAGCUCUUCCAAGUCAGUACUUAGGCCUGCUUAAUGCAAGUGAUAUUGGUAACUACUCUAACCAUAUUUUUGCUGUUGAAUUCGACACGGUACGAGAUUUUGAGUUUGGUGACAUUAAUGAUAACCAUGUUGGUGUUAAUAUUAACAGCUUAGCGUCCAAUAAGUCUGCUGCAGCUGCCUACUUCAAUGAUGAUCAGUCAGUGAAACAAGAUUUGAAUCUCAAAAGUGGGAAAGUUAUUCUUGCUUGGGUAGAAUAUGAUUCUGUUACAAGAUUAGUUAAUGUCACUCUUUCACCAACUUCAUCAAAGCCCAAGGUUCCACUUUUAUCCUAUCAUUUAGACCUUUCGCUUAUUUUCAAAGAGAAUAUGUAUGUUGGCUUCGCUGCUUCUACUGGUUUGCUUGCUAGUUCACAUUAUGUUCUAGGUUGGAGUUUUAAGUUGAAUGGAGAAUCCAAAUUUCUUGACUUGGAUUCUUUGCCUUCACUUCCUGGACCUAAGAAGAAGCACACUGGCCUAAUUAUAGUCAUCUCGGUUAUAUCAGUUGUUUUAGCGUUGAGCUUGAUACUGGUUGCGGUUUAUCUAGUCUGGAUGUUCAAGAAUGCUGAUGUGAUUGAGCCUUGGGAGCUUGAGAUUGGUCCUCAUAGAUAUUCUUAUCAAGAACUCAAGAAAGCUACUAGAGGUUUUAAGGAGAGUGAACUACUUGGGCGUGGUGGAUUUGGCAAAGUUUACAAGGGUGUUUUGAGAAAUUCAAAAGCACAAAUCGCUGUGAAACGUAUUUCCCAUGAAUCUAAACAAGGGUUAAGGGAAUUUGUAUCUGAAAUUGCUAGCAUUGGGAGACUCCGUCAUAGGAAUUUGGUUCAAUUGUUUGGAUGGUGCAGACGUCGUGGUGAUUUGUUGCUUGUGUAUGAAUUUAUGCCUAAUGGAAGCUUGGAUAACUUCUUGUUUGAUCAGCCAAAAAUGGUAUUGACAUGGGAACAAAGGUUCAAGAUCAUCAAAGGGGUUGCUUCUGGUUUACUUUACUUACAUGAAGGCUAUGAACAAGUCGUGGUACAUCGAGACAUUAAGGCUAGUAAUGUGCUACUAGAUGGUGAAUUAAAUGGUAAGCUUGGGGAUUUUGGACUAGCAAGAUUGUAUGAGCACGGGUCUAAUCCUUCCACGACUAAAGUGGUAGGUACAUUGGGGUACCUUGCACCAGAAUUACCAAGAACAGGACGAGCCACUACAAAGACUGAUGUGUUUGCCUUUGGUGCUUUGUUACUCGAGGUGGUUUGUGGACGUAGGCCAAUUGAACACAAAGCAGGACCGGAGGAGUUUGUUCUGAUGGAUUUAGUAUGGGAUAAAUGGAGAGAAGGGAAAAUUAUUGACGUUGUGGACUAUAGAAUGAAAGGCGAAUUCAAUAAGAGCGAGGUUUUGAUGGUGCUAAAAUUGGGACUAAUGUGCUCAAAUAACAAGCCAUUGGCGCGACCAAGCAUUAGGCAAGUCGUAAGAUACUUGGAAGGUGAAAUCGGGAUGCCUGAGGCUCUAACAGCCCAUGAUUCUGAUGACUUUGAAGGAUUUGGAUUCGAUGAAAGUGAACAUUGGAACUCUUUAGGAUCGACUAAUAUCUUCAAGUCAAGUUCGUUUACAUGUUUGUCUAAUGGAGAUGAAAAUAGCAGUACUUAUGUCUCUUUUUCUACUUCACCACUUCCACUUUUAUACAGUGGUGAAAUACCUAGAUACUGAUGUGUAAUUAGCAUUUACAAAGCUCUCAAUAUUUUUCCAGGAACAUUUCCUGAUGAACUCUAAUGUACAUGGUAUUUACAUUUUCUUUGUGCUACCUCCUCUGUACCAAUUCUAGUCUAUGAACACUAAAUUGCAUAA